Molecule: messenger RNA, 1887 nt
Organism: Scatophagus argus
Lineage: Eukaryota; Metazoa; Chordata; Actinopteri; Scatophagidae
Gene: prkab1b
Product: protein kinase, AMP-activated, beta 1 non-catalytic subunit, b
Exons: 8
Coding region: 539-1348 (269 amino acids)
Biological process (GO): signal transduction
Cellular component (GO): nucleotide-activated protein kinase complex; nucleus; cytoplasm
Molecular function (GO): protein kinase binding
Source: RefSeq, a predicted model, not a curated record
UGUUCACACGUGGUUCUUCAUUCAGUUCCUGCAAAACGACACCAGUUGUUGUUGUUGUUUUGUUUAUCUGUCGAACGUGCGCGGUAAACACGAGCAGAUUUGUUGGUUUCCGACAGAUUCGCUCCUUUCACAUUCAAAUCUCCGCCGUCUGAAGCAGAAACCGUUUAAAACCACCCGCUGUCGCUUUUUAUCCGGCGACAAGCGGGUUAAACUUCAACUCUCCGUGGAGGCGGAAGAGGUGUGUGUUUUCUCCACACACACACACACACACACACACACACAGUGAAGCUGCCUCCAAAGAGAAAAGGCCCCGCAGGUUAGCAGGCGAGUCGGAGCUAAGAAAGACGACAAACCGAACGUUUGCUCUCAGCUGCUCGUCUCUCGUCGUUUAUGUGAGGAUUUCCGCGUCGUGUUCGCUUUUCAGUCCGACAGGAAAAAGUUGUGCUGCUCCCAGGCGGAACAACAACAACAGACGUGCUGACCGACAGGAAGCACCGACACAUGAGCCACCACACCACAACGUCCAGAGUUUGAUGGGAUGGGGAAUAGCAGCAGCGACAGAUCCAGCGGCGGACAGGGGGACAGGUCCUACAGAGAUGGACAGCAGGGAGGGAAAGAGACGCGUCCUCACAUCCUGAUGGACAGCACGGAGGACGCAGACCUCUUCCAGAGAGAAGAUCAGAAGGCUCCACAGGAAAUACAAGAAUUUCUGGCCUGGCAGCAGGAUCUGGAGAGCGAAAACAAAAGCCCUUCGACGCAGGCCAGACCCACAGUGUUCAGCUGGUCGGGGGUCGCCAAAGAAGUCUUUGUGUCCGGCUCUUUUAACAACUGGGCCACCAAGAUCCCCCUGAACAAAAGUCAGAAGAACUUUGCGGCUAUCGUGGACCUGCCUGAGGGCGAGCACCAGUACAAGUUCUGCGUGGACGGUCAGUGGACGCUGGAUCCUGCCGGGGCCGUCAUGACGUCCAAGACCGGAGCCAUUAAUAACGUCAUCCAGGUGAAGAGAACCGACUUCGAGGUCUUCGACGCCCUCAGGAUCGACUCACAGGACUCUGCAGACCUCUCAGACUUGUCCAGUUCGCCUCCUGGUCCCUAUCAACAGGAUCCGUAUGUAAUCAGGUCCGAGGACAAGCUCAAACAUCCUCCUUUCCUGCCUCCGCACCUGUUGCAGGUGCUGCUCAACAAGGACACGGGCGUCUCUUGUGACCCGACGCUGCUGCCAGAGCCCAACCACGUGAUGCUCAAUCACCUGUACGCCCUCUCCAUCAAGGAUGGCGUGAUGGUUCUCAGCGCAACACACCGAUACAAGAAGAAGUACGUGACCACUCUGCUCUACAAGCCCAUAUGAUCCACAGAGCCUGCCGGUGGACACAGCUGCUGGUUUCCUUUGAACUGGACCGAAAUAUUUUACUGAUGUUCAUUUUCAAGUAUUUUCCUGUGAGCUCAGUUUUGUAGAAUGUUGCUUCUAUUAUAACUAAAGGAACAGUUCACCCAAAAAUGAAAGCUCAUCACCUGCUCACCCCCAUGCGGUCAGUUCACUCUCCAGGUCCCCAGCUUCUUCGGGUGUUCAGGAGAACACUGAUUUGGGCGAACUGCUCCUUUAAGGUUGAAACUGCACAGUCUUUGUCACUUUAUGAUUCAAGCUUUAAAUUUCCAUUUCCUAAUGAGGAGUUCUAUCAGUCAAGACUCCCACGGCGUCACAGUGGACCCCUGACCCAGCGUCGACUGUGACAGAAGCUCUGCACACAUGACCAUACAGACACGAGGACACCUUGUGACCGUUUUUUAUUCCCAUGAUGCCUUUUUUUACAGAAUCAAACUUCUUCUAAAUCAGGUUUUGUUUGAAAAUUAUAAAGAAAUUAAACUUUGAGUAUGUUGAAGAUCAAA